AGAGAGAAGGGGGAAAAUUAUUGGGCAAAAACAGAAAGAAACGGAAAUCGAGGGAAAAUUGGGGAAAUGGGGAACAGUAUGGGGGGAAGACGGAGAGUAAAGGUAAUGAAAGUGGACGGAGAGAUUCUGAAAUUGAAGACGCCGAUUCGAGUUUCAGAGGUUUUGAAGGAUUAUCCGGAUCAUGUUUUGAUGGAAUCGGAGGCUGUUAAGCAUUACGGAGUGAAGGCCAAGCCAUUAGAGCCGCAACAGGAUUUGAACAAGAAGAAGAUUUAUUUUCUUCUACAGUUACCGAAGAUCUCCAAUCCGGAACCGCCAGAGCGCAUUCCGAGGCGAGUUCGUUCUUCUGGCGUCAAUAUGUCCGCCAAGGAUCGUCUCGACCUUCUCAUGCUUUCGCGGAGGACGAUGUCGGAGGUCGCUAUUACUAGACCGUCUCCGGUACUGGCUGCUGCUUCCUCUGCUGAGCCGCGGUUUCAUAGCGGCCCGAUGCAGGUUAAAAUGAAGAUUCCGAGAUCGCAGGUCGCUAAAUUGAUGGAGGAGAGUCGGAAUGAAGGAGAAAUCGCGGAGAAGAUUAUAAAUCUUUAUUUGAAGAACGAGGUCAAUAGCGGCGGCGGCGGCGGCGGUGGCCAUGGCGAUGCCGUUGCCGGUUCCGGUGGCGUCGACGCCGGCCGUCAUCCGGAGCCGUGGAAACCCAGCCUCGUUAGUAGCGUUAGGGAAAAUUCAAAGGUUCAUCGCGAGAAACGGGUGAGUUUCUUAGCGAUGGAUGAAGGAGAAAUUGGUUUAGCUGUAGCACCCAAUCACUAGCACACCCAAAGUUUUGGAUUAAGAGAAGAAGAUGAAGAUGAAGAUGAAGCAGAGCAUGUGGCAAGUAUAUGUAUGUGUUGUUUUUAUUGCUUCCUUCAUGUGUUCCUAAUUUGGAUAUAACUUCUCUUACAUUAAAAA
Cucurbita pepo subsp. pepo (vegetable marrow) is the source of this 939-nucleotide messenger RNA. RefSeq lists its product as uncharacterized. The record is from RefSeq and is a predicted model, not a curated record. NCBI's taxonomy places the organism in Eukaryota, Viridiplantae, Streptophyta, Magnoliopsida, Cucurbitales, Cucurbitaceae.